This is a messenger RNA of Capsicum annuum, 717 nucleotides long. RefSeq names its product receptor-like protein 35. The coding region runs from base 1 to 717 and encodes 238 amino acids. Gene Ontology annotation, cellular component: plasma membrane. Lineage: Eukaryota; Viridiplantae; Streptophyta; Magnoliopsida; Solanales; Solanaceae. Gene Ontology annotation, biological process: hormone-mediated signaling pathway. The record is from RefSeq and is a predicted model, not a curated record. The transcript has a single exon. Gene Ontology annotation, molecular function: protein binding.
AUGUCUUCAUCAUUUUCUAAUAUGUCCACACUUGAGAUUUUGAAUCUGAAUUUCAAUUUCAUAGAGGGCCAAAUACCAAAAGUGAUUGGAAGUCUUAUAAACCUUAGAGUAUUAAAGUUGAGGGGUAACAAGCUCAAAGGUUCUAUUCCUCUGUCACUUUCGAACGCCUUAAGGUUGGAGACUUUAGAUUUAUCGUAUAAUUCACUUCAUGGAAACAUUCCAGAAGGGAUCAGCAAUCUUCACAACAUGAACGGGUUGGUCAUACAAUAUAAUCAAUUUACCGGUUCUAUUCCACUUUCAGUUUUCAACAUUUCUAGAAUUGAAGUUAUAGCAUUUACAGGCGAUAGCUUAUCAGGAAGUCUCCCCAAUGGUUUAUGUAAUGGUCUCCCGAUACUCAAAGGGCUUUAUUUAUUCGAAAACAAGCUGCAUGGUCAAAUGCCUACAAGCUUAUCAAUUUGUUCUCAACUUCGAAUUUUGUCUUUAUCGGAUAAUGAGUUUGAUGGACCAAUACAUAGUGAAAUUGGAAGAUUGAGUAACUUGCAGAGCUUGUCUCUCGGAACUAACCAUUUUACUGGUACGUUUCACUUUAUGAAUACUAACACUAUUGUAUCUUAUUACUUCAGAAUUUUAUUUUAUUACACAUUAAUUGCAAGGAUAAUUCCACAAGAAAUUGGAAAUCUCGUUAAUUUGGUAAAGUUUGCCAUGGAGGAUAAUUAG